Molecule: messenger RNA, 786 nt
Organism: Beta vulgaris subsp. vulgaris (sugar beet)
Lineage: Eukaryota; Viridiplantae; Streptophyta; Magnoliopsida; Caryophyllales; Amaranthaceae
Product: chloroplast envelope membrane 70 kDa heat shock-related protein-like
Exons: 1
Coding region: 364-786 (140 amino acids)
Biological process (GO): cellular response to unfolded protein; protein refolding
Cellular component (GO): cytoplasm
Molecular function (GO): heat shock protein binding; ATP hydrolysis activity; misfolded protein binding
Source: RefSeq, a predicted model, not a curated record
CGGACGACUUUCAGGUGGUUCCAAUUUUUUUUCAGGUAGUCUUCAUUUUUUUUUCAGGUGGUUCCAAUUUUUUUUCAGGUAGUCUUCAUUUUGUUUUCAGUUAGUCUUCUUUGUUUUUCAGUGGGUUUUUGUGCUUCAGUUAGAUUUACUUGGGUUUCAGUUGGUCUUUAUUCUUUUUCAGGUAGUCUACAUUUUUCUUCAGGUAGUCUUCAUUUUGUUUCAGUUAGUCCAUUAUUUCUUUCAGUUGGCCCAUUAUUUCUUUCAGUUGGUCCAACUGAAAGAAAAGAAAGUCUAACUGAAAGAAAAGAAAGUCUAACUGAAAGAAAAGAAAGUCCAACUGAAAGAACACCUGGGGAGAAGCCUAUGAUUGUAGUUAACUACAAAGGUGAGGAGAAGCAGUUUGCUGCUGAGGAGAUCUCCUCCAUGGUCCUUACCAAGAUGAAGGAGAUUGCCGAGACUUACCUUGGUUCCACUGUUAAGAAUGUUGUUGUUACAGUUCCUGCCUACUUCAAUGACAAUCAGCGUCAGGCUACCAAGGAUGCUGGAGUUAUUUCUGGCUUGAACGUGAUGCGUAUUAUCAAUGAGCCAACUGCGGCUGCUAUUGCCUAUGGUCUGGACAAGAAGGCCACCAGUGUCGGUGAAAAGAAUGUGCUUAUCUUUGAUCUUGGAGGCGGUACGUUUGAUGUGUCUCUUCUUACUAUUGAGGAGGGUAUCUUUGAAACUCCGGCAAACGACGACUUCGCCGGAGUUCGAGUUUCAUCGCCGAAGAUUACGUCAGAAAAAUGA